AUGUCGGACAAAAAUUCGAACGUUAAAAGAAAGCUGUCCGGCUACGAAUACAGAAAACGGAAAAUUGAAAAAGAGCAAAAGUUUGAACAGAGUAAAAAGUUUAUGAACAUUGAGAAAUAUUUUGUGCAAAAAACGGAAGAUGAAGGUACAAAUGAUCUAACAGAACUAUAUUCUACUUCAAGUCUCGACACAAACGUCACCAUCGAAGUUGAACCAACUAAACAAAUGGGAGUUGUUCUUCUUGGAGAUAAUGCGCCAGUUCAAAUUCAAGAACAGGAAAUCGUUGAAAGUGAUGCUGCAGGAGUUCAUGUUGAAGAGAUUAACGAUGAAAAAUUCAAACAUAAGACACGAGAAACACUGAAUUUAUAUGAUUGUGGUACCUGGCCAGUUCUUCCAAAUAGCAAUGAUACAGUACAAAUUAAAGAACAUUUUCUAGGAUUCUUCACCGUUGAUGAUACUACUGGUUUAGGUCUUACUGAAGUUUUGAUUAAUAUUAUGACUAAAUACGAACUCGAACUCAGUAACUGCAGAGGUCAGGGUUACGAUAAUGGAUCAAACAUAAAGGGAAAGAAUACUGGUGUACAGAAAAGGAUUUUAGAUAUGAAUCCAUUACCUUCAUAUGUGCCUUGUGGGAGUCACAAUUUGAAUCUUAUAUUAUGUGACUCUGCACAGUCUUCUGUAAAAUCAGUUACAUUGUUCGCCAUCAUUGACUCUUCGACGAUGGAUGGCAUUGUUUUUUCGCAAGAAUGCUUUGCAACUAAAGCAAGUGAGUGGCAAAUGCAUGGAAUGAUGAUAACGUUCGGGUUUUCCUUUAGAAGCAAUGCUUUAAAUGAAAGCCUGUCCCCAAGCAUAACCGAUGCGUUAUCACAUGCCAUGGCCAAAAUAUUCCCGAAUGGAAUUGAAUGUUUGAGCAUGUAA
This is a messenger RNA of Belonocnema kinseyi, 918 nucleotides long. RefSeq lists its product as uncharacterized. Lineage: Eukaryota; Metazoa; Arthropoda; Insecta; Hymenoptera; Cynipidae. The record is from RefSeq and is a predicted model, not a curated record. Bases 1 to 918 code for a protein of 305 amino acids. The transcript is spliced from 3 exons.